Dissoconium aciculare CBS 342.82 is the source of this 1474-nucleotide messenger RNA. RefSeq lists its product as uncharacterized. The record is from RefSeq and is a predicted model, not a curated record. The coding region runs from base 114 to 1310 and encodes 398 amino acids. Lineage: Eukaryota; Fungi; Ascomycota; Dothideomycetes; Mycosphaerellales; Dissoconiaceae. The transcript has 3 exons.
GCAUCCGAUCAUAGUCUCGAAUACUCGCCCAUACCUCUGGACGACUUCACGUACUAUUCAUUUCAGGGCACGACAGCCUUCCCUCUCGCCCACAUCCUCCGUUCAGAUUCAGCAUGAGUGAACUCCGGAUUCGCACAACAAUAGCGCAGCGACACGACGUUUUCGAUCGCACUGGAGAAUUGCCGUUUGUAGUCCUCUUUGGACUGACGCGCCACUCGGAAGACGAUCUUGACCCGCGGCCCUUGACUAUCGACACGCGAAAGUCGGCCCUCGACGUCCCCUACGCCAUCGCACAUGGACUUCUCUGCUUGUUCAACAUAGAUGGUGGUUUCAUUGAUGCUCUGCGAGAAACACACAUACCACAGGCCCUUCGCGAGCUUCCCAACCUCGAUAACGACAAAAUGAAGCCAUUCAUGACCCUCCCAACCCCGGUUGAUCGACCUCAAGGGCUCAGGACAGAUAUAGUCACCCGGUUCGAGUACCUCAUCGAGAAGGACAGUGCGCUGGGUUCGAUGCUAAGACCUGGAACGAAAUACGAGAUUCGAUUUCCAAGGGUUGGACCAACACCCAUGCUCAGCGACUUGGGCGUACGGUGGUGCGCCUAUGGCGAUCCCAAGGAUGUUAUUGGCGAUUCUGCUGGACCUCUGUAUGACUCCGAGCCUCUUACACUCGUGGGUACAGGUGCAACGAAAGCGCAUGUCAGAUUCCAGGUCGUGCCAUCUCUGCUCUGGCCCCCUGAGCUUGUCACAAACGAAGCAAAGAUUACUGCAAAUGGGGAGCGGGCGGUCUACCUCAAGGUGACCACAACGCAAUCGGGCAGCGAGCCCGUCAGCGUCCAGACAGGUGGGAAACAGUGGUAUAUCCACUCCACGGACCUCUGGGGCGAACCGCAGUUUGAAUACAUGUGGCGGAUCAUCCACCCGGACAAGCCGCUUCCCGAGACGUGUUUGCGCAUCGUUAAUCAAGCAACAGGAAACAUCGUACGAAGUCCACGACCAUUUUCAGCGCAGGGGCCCCCUGGCUAUAGCGGAGCGGCCGCACCUCUCUUGGACGACAUGGUGACGAUCGAGCCCGGACGUCCUGUGGUCAGGCUGGUGGAUAUCUCCAAAUUCAUCAUCGGUUGGCCGAUACAAGGAAGGCUGCCCGAUGGACGGUACGAAAUCCAUCUUAUUGAACGCGGCAUCGACGAUCGGGUUCCCCAGCGACUUCGGGUUCCCAAGCGACUUUGGAACAAGCAAGUCCUACCCGCAAGGCUCUUCUCUGACGACGUUGUCGAGUUUCGGAUUCAAGACGGCGAAGUGGUUGGAUGAGGGAAUCGAUGACCUCGGCUCGGAGGCGUUGCUAGCUGUCUUAAGUUGGGUGAGCUGAAUAAAUCAAAUGUCUCGUUGUGAAUGUGAGGUGGGAUAUCUCUCUGGGGUGAGUCAUCUUUGCAGACCAUAGAUGUGAUGUUUCUUGACGCAGUGAGGAUGUGAUG